This is a messenger RNA of Sphenostylis stenocarpa, 3411 nucleotides long. Lineage: Eukaryota; Viridiplantae; Streptophyta; Magnoliopsida; Fabales; Fabaceae. The record is from the annotation of a GenBank genome assembly.
AUGUCUGGUACCAUUGUGCAAGAUUGCUUUCUGACGUGGAGAGUGAAAUCAAGUAGUCAGAAGGAGCUUGGAAUGGAUAAACAACAUCCUCAAAAGACCAAGAAAUUGGGGAUUUCCGGAUUUGGGAUCGAAACUACACUGGGGACUGCGCAUGUAGCUUCCAAUCACAGUGUCUACGUAGAGGCAAUUGCUGUGGGCGAUUUACUGGGAAAAUAUCCAGAUCUUAUGGAGGGGUUUAAUGAAUUUUUGCUACAAUCUGAAAAAAAUGAUGGUGGAUUCCUUGCUGGUGUUAUGAAUAAAAAGUCCUUAUGGAAUGAUGGACAUGGACUGAAACAAAUGAAGGGUGAAGACAGGGAAAGAGAACGGGAUCGAGAUAGAGACCGUUAUAGGGAUGAUGGGAUGAAAGAAAGGGACCGAGAAUUCCGAGAAAGGGAUAAAUCUACUGUGAUUGCCAGCAAGGAUGUUUUAGGUUCUAAGAUGUCUCUAUAUCCCAGCAAGGAUAAGUAUUUAUCAAAACCAAUAAAUGAGCUGGACCUUUCUAACUGUGACCAGUGCACUCCUAGUUACAGGCUCUUACCAAAAAAUUACCCAAUACCUAUAGCUAGCCAGAAAACAGAACUUGGUGCUGAAGUGUUGAAUGAUCACUGGGUGUCUGUCACUUCAGGGAGCGAGGAUUAUUCCUUCAAACAUAUGCGGAAAAAUCAGUAUGAAGAGAGCUUGUUUAGAUGCGAAGAUGACAGGUUUGAACUUGACAUGUUGUUAGAGUCUGUGAAUGUCACAACCAAACGAGUAGAAGAGUUGUUAGACAAGAUCAAUAAUAAUACAAUUAAAGGAGACAGCCCAAUUCGUAUUGAGGAGCACUUAACAGCUAUAAAUCUUAGGUGUAUUGAACGAUUAUAUGGUGACCAUGGGCUUGAUGUGAUGGAAGUGUUAAGGAAGAAUGCACCUCUAGCUUUGCCAGUGAUAUUAACGCGCUUGAAGCAGAAACAGGAAGAGUGGGCAAGGUGCCGUUCUGAUUUUAGUAAAGUUUGGGCUGAAAUAUAUGCCAAGAACUAUCACAAAUCUCUAGAUCAUCGUAGCUUCUACUUUAAGCAGCAGGAUACGAAAAGUUUAAGCACCAAAGCCUUGCUGGCAGAAAUCAAAGAAAUCAGUGAAAAGAAACGCAAAGAAGAUGAUGUCCUUCUUGCUAUUGCUGCCGGAAACAGACGGUCAAUUCUACCAAACUUGGAGUUUAAGUAUUCUGAUCUUGAUAUUCAUGAAGAUUUGUAUCAGCUCAUAAAAUAUUCCUGUGGUGAAAUUUGCACAACCGAACAUGUGGAUAAAGUUAUGAAGGUUUGGACAACGUUUUUAGAGCCCAUGCUUUGUGUUCCUCCUCGGCCCCAGGGUGCAGAGGAAACAGAAGAUGUUGUCAAGACUAAGAAUAAUCAUGUCAAAAAUGGCAAUGCAAGUGUUGCUGACAGUGAUGGUAGCCCUGUUGGGGGUGCUACCAUCAUGAAUCCAAAGCAUAUAAAUGUUUCCAGAAAUGGGGAUGGUUGUAUGCCAAUAGAUCAAUCAACUUCUAGCAAAGCAUGGCAAUCAAAUGGUGAUAUUGGGGUUAGGGAGGAUAGGUAUCUUGAAGACCGUGCAGUGCGUAAAACUGAAACUUUGGGAAGUAAUGCACAGCAUGGCAAAAUGAAUAAUAUUGCUUUCACACCUAAUGAACUAUCAGGAUUUAAUAAUAAGCAAGACCAGUCCAGCGAGCGGUUAGUGAAUGCAAAUGUCUCACCAGCAUCUGGAAUGGAGCAAAGCAAUGGAAGGACAAACAUAGAAAACUUGUCAGGACUCACUGCCACGCCAACUAGACCUGGUAAUGCUUCUGGUGAGGGAGGACUUGACAUACCACCUUCAGAGGGUGGUGAUUCUGCAAGACUGGGUACAUCCACAAAUGGGGCCAUCACUGGAGGCACCAAGGUUCACCGAUACCAAGAGGAAUCAGUUCGACCCUUCAAAAGUGAAAGAGAAGAGGGUGAGUUAUCUCCUAACGGAGAAUUUGAAGAAGAUAACUCUCCAGUUUAUGGAGAUAUUGGUUUGGAUGCAGUGCAUAAAGGAAAGGAUGUUGGUGUGAGUCGGCAAUAUCAAGAUAGACAUGGGGAUGAAGUUUGUGGUGAAACAAGAGGAGAAAAUGAUGCUGAUGCUGAUGCUGAUGAUGAAGGUGAAGAAAGUCCUCACAGGUCGUCAGAGGACAGUGAAAAUGCAUCUGAAAAUGUUGAAGUUUCUGGAAGCGAGUCUGCUGAUGGUGAGGAGUGUUCUCGAGAAGAUAAUGAGGAUGGGGAACAUGAUAACAAGGCUGAGAGUGAAGGUGAAGCUGAAGGAGUAGCUGACGCCCAUGACAUUGAAGGAGAUGGGAUGUCAUUGCCAUAUUCUGAACGCUUUCUCCUGACUGUGAAGCCACUAGCAAAGCAUGUUCCUCCAAUGUUACAAGAGAAGGACAGGAAUUCACGAGUUUUCUAUGGAAAUGAUUCUUUUUAUGUGCUUCUUAGACUUCAUCAGACAUUAUACGAGAGGAUACAAUCAGCGAAAAUUAACUCAUCAUCUGCUGAUAGAAAAUGGAAGGCUUCGAGUGAUACAAGCACCACUGAUCAAUAUGACAGGUUCAUGAGUGCCCUUUACAGUUUGCUGGAUGGUUCUGCUGAUAAUACAAAAUUUGAGGAUGAUUGCCGAGCUAUAAUUGGCAUUCAAUCAUAUGUCUUAUUCACAUUAGACAAGCUGAUAUAUAAACUUGUUAAACAGCUUCAAGCUGUUGCCGCUGAUGAGAUGGAUAAUAAACUUCUACAACUAUAUGCAUAUGAGAAAUCAAGAAAACCUGGGAAAUUUGUUGACAUAGUUUAUCAUGAAAAUGCCCGUGUUCUUCUACAUGAUGAGAAUAUAUAUCGCAUUGAAUAUUCACCUGGAGCAAUGAAACUGUCUAUUCAACUGAUGGACUCAGGACAUGAUAAACCUGAAGUGACUGCUGUUUCAAUGGAUCCUAAUUUUUCGACCUAUCUACUCAAUGACUUCCUGUCUGUCGUCCCUGACAAAAAAGAGAAGUCAGGAAUUUUCUUGAAGAGGAAUAAACAUAGAUAUGCUGGUAAUGAUGAAUUUUCAAGCCAGGCUAUGGAAGGACUUCAGAUUAUUAAUGGUCUGGAGUGCAAGAUAGCUUGCAGUUCAUCUAAGGUCUCGUACGUUUUAGAUACUGAAGACUUUUUGUAUCGGGUGAGAAGGAAACGAAGAAUCUUGCGUCCGAAGAAUUCAGGCGCCCAUGAACAGGCACAGUCUUCGAACAUUCGUUCAAGAAGACUUUUCUUUUGUCUUCUUAGCAAAUCAGCAUCAUUUACACUUGCCGCAGAGGUACGGCUGGAUAGUUUAUAUAACUUUUGGCUCUUUAUUGAGUAA